Molecule: messenger RNA, 1353 nt
Organism: Tetrahymena thermophila SB210
Lineage: Eukaryota; Ciliophora; Oligohymenophorea; Hymenostomatida; Tetrahymenidae
Product: scramblase family protein
Exons: 1
Biological process (GO): plasma membrane phospholipid scrambling
Cellular component (GO): plasma membrane
Molecular function (GO): phospholipid scramblase activity
Source: RefSeq, a predicted model, not a curated record
AAAAUUACAAUUAAGGUGAUAUCUAUAUUUUAAUUAUAGGAGAUCAUCCAAAAAAUCAGAUAUAAUCUUUUAAAUCUAGUUAUUAAUUUAUUUAAUAUGUACACUCCAAACGAUUAAGGAUAUUACUAACCCUUUAUCCCAUAAGAUGGAUAACAAAUGCCAAUAUAAUAAGAUUAUCAAUACCCAUACAUGCCUCCUCCUCCUGCCUUAUCUAAUUCAGGAGCGUUGAGUAGUUAAAGGAAUAAUUAAUUUUAUGAAUUAUAAAAUAUAAAUUAGGUAGAACGCUAGCAAAAUUUUUAACAAACACCUCCUUCAAAAGGAUUUUAAAGUAUAAAAUUGAGUGAAAAAAUAUAAGAAUAAUAUGAAACUCCUACUGAUCAAGGAGAUGAUGUUUAGGAAGAAUCGAAGCAUAACGGAUUUUAAAAUGCAUACUAGCUAAGAUAAUAAUUUAAAAGUGAUUAGCAAUUUAAAUCGUUUAACAUAAGUAAUAAUUUUAAUACUCAAAAUUCUUAAUAUAUAAAUAUUAAAAGUGGUAUGGCUAAGCUCCAUGAAUUACAAGGAAUAUAUAUUAAAUAAAGAUUCGAUGCAGCUGAAAAUUUAUCUGGAUGUGAAUAACCAAAUAUCUAUAAAGUAUAUCCAGCAGAUUGCAAUGGAGAUGUGAUUUCAAAUUAGUAUAUUUUUAAAUGCAAAGAAAAGAGCUCCUGUUGUGCCAGAAAUUGUAUACCUGGAUCGAAGAGACCAUUUAAUAUGAUAGUUAAAAAUAGGAGUGGGUAAUUAACUCCAAGUAGAGAUAUGGUUGAGGAUUCAAAUUUCCUUUUAUUGCGCAGACCAUAUAAAUGUACAUGUUUUUGUCUAUCUAGACCAGAGUUAGAAGUAUUUGUUACUGAAUAAGGUGCAAAUAAAAUAUUAGGAAAGAUUACUUAACCCUUUUACUUUUGUAGUGUUGGUUUAGAAAUUUAAGAUUUACUUGGAAAUGUAAAGUAUACCAUAGAAGGCGAAUCUUAUUGUAUGCCAGCAGUCUUUUGUGGUAAUUGCCCAUGUAGAAGCUGUUAAUAGGCUACUUUUAUAAUUAAAAAUACAAAAGGUGAUCCCUUAAGCUACAUUACCAAAAGAACAGCAGGAUGUUGGAAAUCUUGUGCAUCAGAUAAAUCCAAUUUCGGAGUAACUUUUCCUCAUAAUGCGAAUGCAGAAGACAAGAUAUUAAUUAUGGCUGCUACUUUAUUUCUUGAUUAUAGCUACUUUGAAGAAAGUAUCACAGAUAGACAUGGAAAAACAUCACAUAUUAACUUAAUAGAUGAUGAAAACAAAAAACAGCCAAGUGAACUAAACAUUCCAUUACAGCAAAUCAAUUGA